UCUUAGCUCUGCCUAAGCGGUCAGAGAAUCAGAGAACGGGAAUACGUUCAACUUGCUGUUUCUUUUCCAAGGAAUUGCCAAUUUGGGACCAUCUUCCACCCUGGGCACACUGAGAGCCGCGCUUGAAGAAUUAAUUUGUUUUCUUGGAUUGUAUGCAGCAAGACCCAAAUCAAGAACACAGGGUUUUUGGGAGAUUUUGGUUAGGAUUGGACCUCUUCACACCAUGGCCAUUCACAGCCUCUGCAUGGUGACCCAUCUCCUGGCACUCAGUCUCUGGGUGCUGGUGUCCAGCUGUCUUCCAUUGUCGGCCCCAAGAGUACAGCUGACCUUCAAAGAGCUGAAGACCACUGGCACAUCCCACCACUUCUCGUUCCUGUUGAACACGACAGACUACCGGAUCCUGCGGAUGGAUGAAGAUCAUGAUCGGAUGUACGUUGGAAGCAAAGAUUACAUCCUGUCUUUGGACCUUCAUGAUAUCAACAAGGAGCCACUUAUAAUACACUGGCCAGUUUCUGAGCAAAGAAGGGACGAGUGUGUUUUAUCUGGGAAAGACACAAAUGGGGAGUGUGGGAACUUUAUCCGCCUGAUUGAGCCAUGGAACCGAACCCACUUAUACGUCUGUGGAACUGGGGCCUACAAUCCCAUAUGCACCUACAUCAACCGAGGACGUAAGCCUCUGGCUCCCCUGCACCUACAGAUGCCCCAGCCAGGAGGGAGGGCCAGCAGAGCCGCAGACAUCACCUCACCCUCAAUACCGAACGAUCACAAGGAAUACAUCUUCCACCUGGAGCCUGGCAAAGUGGAUUCUGGGAAAGGCAAAUGCUCGUACGACCCCAAACUCAACAGCGUCUCAGCCUUGAUAAAUGGCGAGCUCUAUGCGGGUGUUUAUAUCGACUUCAUGGGAACUGAUGCUGCCAUUUUCCGCACAAUGGGGUCGCAGACGGCCAUGCGGACAGACCAGUACAACUCUCGCUGGCUCAAUGAUCCAGCAUUUGUACAUGCCCAGCUGAUCCCAGACAGCGCAGAGAAGAACGAUGAUAAACUCUACUUUUUCUUCCGGGAGAAGUCAUCAGAUGCGGGACAAAGCCCCGUGGCGCACUCACGAAUUGGCAGGAUCUGUUUGAAUGAUGAUGGCGGACAUUGCUGUCUAGUGAACAAAUGGAGCUCCUUCCUCAAGGCUAGGCUCAUCUGCUCAGUUUCAGGGCCUGAUGGAAUUGAAACGCACUUCGACGAGCUCCAGGAUGUUUAUAUACAGCAGACACAGGACAUCAAAAACCCUGUCAUCUACGCUGUCUUCUCUGCAUCAGGAUCUGUGUUUAAAGGGUCAGCAGUGUGUGUCUACUCCAUGGCUGACAUCAGAAUGGUGUUCAACGGACCCUUUGCUCAUAAGGAGGGGCCCAACUACCAGUGGGUACCUUACAGCGGCAAGAUUCCCUACCCCCGCCCUGGCACGUGCCCUGGAGGUACCUUCACCCCCAACAUGAAAUCCACCAAGGAUUACCCUGACGAGGUAAUUAACUUCAUGCGGAACCACCCCACCAUGUACAACGCUGUCUACCCAGUGCACAGGCGCCCCCUAGUGGUGCGAACCAAUGUCAACUACGAGUUUACCACUAUAACUGUAGACCAGGUGGAUGCAGCAGAUGGGCGCUAUGAGGUCCUCUUCCUGGGGACAGACAUUGGGACAGUGCAGAAGGUGAUUAUUCUCCCAAAGGAUGACAUGGAAACAGAGGAACUAAUUCUGGAAGAGGUGGAAGUUUUCAAGGAUCCUAUUCCGAUUACAACGAUGAAGCUUUCCUCAAAACGGCAACAGCUGUAUGUGGCCUCAGUAGUGGGAGUCACUCACCUGGCCCUCCAUCGCUGCGAUGUCUACGGGGAGGCCUGUGCUGACUGCUGCUUGGCCAGAGACCCCUACUGUGCCUGGGACGGCAAGUUCUGCUCCCGAUACUCCGCCUCGUCCAAGAGGCGCAGCAGAAGACAAGAUGUGAAACACGGGAAUCCCAUCAGGCAAUGCAGGGGCUACAACUCCAACACCAGUAAGAACACACUGGAGAUGGUGCAGUAUGGAGUAGAGGGCAGCAGUGCCUUCCUCGAGUGCCAGCCCAGGUCUCCACAAGCAUCCAUCAAGUGGCACCUGCAAAAAGAAAACAGCGACAGAAAGAAAGAAAUGCGCUCGGAUGACCGCAUUCAGAAGACGGAGCAGGGGCUGCUGCUGCGCUUUCUGCAGCCCUCAGACUCUGGAAUCUACCUGUGCACUGCCACUGAGAACAACUUCAAACACAUGCUGGUGCGGCUGCAGCUUGUGGUGCUAUCCAGCAGAGCGGUCAAUGCCGUGCUGGCCGAGUCGGGAUCCCUGUCAGCCGCUGUUCUUCAGGCCAGCCCCCGAUCCCCAAGCCCGAACCCCCCCAGCCCCCGAACCCCCAGCCCUGGGCAGUACAAGGACCUGCUGCAGAUCCUGAGCCAGCCAGAGAUGGGGCUCAUCAACCAGUACUGCGAGGACUACUGGCAGCUGGGAGGGGCUGUCCCCAAAGAGCCGCUGAUGGGCGCUCUGAAAGGGAAAGACCUCAAAGAACUCAAAGAGCAGAAGAAACCACGGAACCGGCGAAACCACCAGGGCCAGGACGGGGGACAGCAAACAUGAGCCUACGAAGAGAGAGACUCUGAAACAGAUAAACAAACAAAAAAAAUUAAAAUACAUGGUUCCCUUUAACAAUUUAAGAAAUGCAGUAUUUAUUGUAGGUUGUAUAUAGUAUGAUUCUGUGGAUUUCUUUGUACUUAAUUAGGAGAGGCUCUUUGUGUAUAGGUACCUUCUGGGCAAAUAUUGUUAUUAUUAUUUUAAAUAUUAUUAUGAGAGCGCUGUAUUUUUUGUUUUCACAGCUUAAAGAACUACAGAAAAUCGAUGUUACAUUUAAAGUGUGUAUACUGAAGUAAACCUUGUUGAAAUUAAUCUGAAAGGGUUUUGUUGUAAAUUAGGGGAGGGGGGGUGGGGGUUCUUAAUGUUUUGGAUCGAACUGGAGUCAUUUAGCGAUGAACUCCCACCACGCCGCGAUGGACUUUCUACACUUUUCAUCUUUAUUCCACAGCCACGGAGAUAGCCAGGGUGAGCGACCAAAACACAACCCUUAACUGAGUUUGGUCCAGAUCCUCUUGCUGUCUAGGUUUCUGUUAAAGACAUCUGAGAGAAACUACAUUGAAUUUACAAUAUAGCAAACCACAAUCUGUACCCCUAUUUUUUUAAUUUCUUCCAAUGCUACUCUCUCAAACAUAAUCGAGAAAAAAAAAAAAAAAAAUUAAGCUAGACAUGUUUUAUAUUUCAUGUUUAAAAAAAUAUUAAUGUUGGCCAAGUUUCACAUGCAUGCACAUAACUCGAACCCAAUGACUCUUGGCACAUGGACCAAACUUGUCCCGGCAAUCGAAAAAAAAGGUGUCUUGCUACAGACAGCUGAUAUUUUUGGAGAGUGGUAUCUUUUUGGACAUCGACAGUUUGAAAGCACAGAUGGAGAUAAAAUAACAAGUUAAGUCUUUUUGAUUCCCCCAAGACCCAGUCUCCAACCUCCAUAAACUGAGGAAGAACUGAAGGCAAAUCAGACACAAAAUAUUGGAGACAAAGUAUGCAAAGAAACUCCAUACUACACAUUCACCUUGUUUAGCUGAUAUGAAAUGGACCCUUAAACAGUAGUACGUAAGUAUUGGCUUACAAAAAGGUUUUUGUCUGCUAUUAACAUAGUAUUUAUUGAAAAUAAAUAUGCAUUUAAAAUGAUUGUUACAGCAUUGAUGUUACAAUGCAGACUGUACCAAACUCACAUUUGAGUUUUAAGGAAACCAGACUAAUUAUUUUCAUUACUAAUAAUGUUAUUAAAGCACAAAAUGUACAUAUGAUAAAGAUGACAUAUACAGGAGAAGUAAUGUACAGUUACAUUAACUGUGGUAUAUAUGGUAUACUGCAUACAUUAUAUAAGUACACUGAAUCACUUCAAAUUUGGUACAGUUUGUAUAUUCUUGCAUUCAAUGUAGUUUGUGCAUUUUUUAAAGAACUGCCUCUUACAUUAUGAAACUGUUAAAAAAAAAAGAAAGAUGUCUGUUAGUUCAGUUGGGGCCAUUCAGCAUAUGAUCCUUAUAGACACAUAGCUUGAUAUAUGUAUAUACAACCCAUGCUCCCUUGAGAAAGGUAUGUUACACAUACUGGAAACAGUGGGAAGCUGGCUUUUCAGAGAAUGCAUGACAUUUCUAUGUACUAUGUAUAUAUAUAUAUAUAUAUAUAU
This is a messenger RNA of Polyodon spathula (Mississippi paddlefish), 4262 nucleotides long. Its product is annotated as semaphorin-3F-like. The transcript has 19 exons. The record is from RefSeq and is a predicted model, not a curated record. Lineage: Eukaryota; Metazoa; Chordata; Actinopteri; Acipenseriformes; Polyodontidae. Gene Ontology annotation, biological process: neural crest cell migration; positive regulation of cell migration; negative chemotaxis. Gene Ontology annotation, molecular function: semaphorin receptor binding; chemorepellent activity. The coding region runs from base 224 to 2641 and encodes 805 amino acids.